CAUUUUAAAUUUGACCAAUUUCCAGUUUACAUUCUAUUAAUGUGUUUUUUUCAUAAAAGUUAUAAUUAUUUUUAUUUUUAUUAUGUCAUUGACAACGCCUGCAUUUAGCUGCGCUCAAUAAUAGCUAUAUCAUAAUCUGCAAACGUUGAAGGACAUUAAAGCUAAUUACACUGUAAAUACGUCUGUUCGUACAAAACAUGAAACAAUAUUUGUAUUUAAGUUAAGAUUUUAUCUUGUUCUAUUCCAGACAUUGAUGAUGAGACAAGGGCAGACAGACUUGAAAAGGUUAAGGAAUGCAACACCGAGCUGUUGAUAAGCAUUGCUAAAUUAUGCAAAAGGACCGACCGCACCUACCCAGAAGUGGUGUUUUUUUCUUGGAACACCAGGUUCAGGAAAGAGCGCCAUGGUUAACACCAUUGUGAAGGCACUCUGUGGGAAGUUUUAUUCAAAGGCGGUCACGGGGAAAGGAGAUGCUCUAACCAAAACACUCACUCUCCAACGCUUUGUACAGUGUGGCUUAAAGGAGGACGACUUGGAGCCGGUUGAAAAAGAUAUACUUAAUGAAGGUCUGAGUAAACUGCCAACAAUUAUAGACGCUUCAGGGAAAGGAGAUGAAGAUUCGGAAAAAAUCAAAGAGAUUCUAAGGGUCUACUUUGGAGGCUUUGUCCCGCCUGGAACCUCGAUUCAGUUUAUCGAAAAGUUGCAAGAAGAUAACGGCAUUGGAUCAUUACAAGAGCUUUUGGAAUGUUCUGACGAUAAUAAAGUCACAAAAGUGGUGUUUGUGGCUAGUUGUAAACAAUCCUUUCCAGAAAAGCUGGUGGAAUGCCUUCAGUCUGUUUUGCAAGAGUAUGAUAAUCGGAGUGGGAAACCAAAAUAUCCUGUUGAUGUCUUCGUCGUGAUAACAAAGUACGAUUUGGUAAAAGACCAACACAUUUACGAAGCACGCGACAAAGUGGAAGAGUAUAUUACCGAAGAAUGUUUCCAAAAGUUUGAAGCAGAGGUUGCCAAUCAUUUCAGUAUAGAAGGCGCAAUAGAAAACAACAGUAUUCGUUGGGUCAGCUACGUGGAUGGGCAUGGCUCCGACAACCCACACAUCGACAACAUUGCGCUCAGGUUUGUUGAAAAGAUGAUACAACCAAGACGAGGUCAUGAUUACGGGAACCCAUCAAAGAAAGCAGAAGCAAACGUGCCUUUGGUUCGAAAGCGCAAGAUCCUGAAAUUUCAAGCAAAGAAAAAGAUGACAGAAAUAUCAAGAGAAAUGGAUUGGAAGUGUUGGUUUAUCUUUGCUCUUGUCGUCGUCCUUCUCGCGGUGUUUUACAAGUUGCUUACAAAAGACAUAUAGACGUUUUUUUAUAUUUGCUCGCAUAAAGAAGGCCAGCCAAAUAUGUUUAAGCAAAAGUCCAAAACGACGCUUACAUUAAUAAGAUUUAUCUUUUAGGUUUUUACUAUAUUCUUGAUAUAAGUAAGGUUGUGCAAGCAAACUGGUUUAAGACCCCAAUCAAUUUACAUUUCACUGACCUUUUCAAGGCGGUACAUAACAAUCAUUGAUAAACACAUCUAGUUUUUUUAUAUAGCACAUUAAUGCACUGUGUUGUCUGUGGAGCUUUGUGCUGUUGUUUGUGCUGUGCCUUUUUUGUUAUUUGUGCAUUUUUUUUUGUUAUGUUCUAUGUCUUUGGCGUUCACCCUGUGCCAUUAAACGGGGUCUAUGUUUCAACUUAUGAGCUUGUCUCUGUAAUUUUUCGUAUUAAUUUAGGAAAAAUCUGUACUGUUUUCGUCAUGAUAGUAUUAUUUUGUCAAAUACUUAUUGAUUGGCAAUAUUACAAUAAAGAGUGACUAAGCUGAAUGUAACCAUCAAACGGGCUUUAAUAUGAUACGAUACUAUUUAAGCAUAAAAAAUUGCUACAUUGAUUACACCGUCAGAAUAACAACGCGAUUCAUGAUACCGCUAUCAUUUAUAUAAUUAAUUGUUUGUAAUUUAAAGGAGUUUUUUUAGGGAAAACGUUUCGUUUAUAUUGCAUAAAAAAUAUGCAACAAUGGUAUUUGUUUUAUGUGUGUUGACAAACUCACAUUUGACAUUGGAAAUACACUGUAUAUUGUAAUCGUUUUUGUUUUUGUUAUAACAAUGGUGUUAAGAAAUUUCUUGAUACUGUUUGUAUUCCUAUAAUGGCAAGUUCUUUAGGAAAAUGGUGUAUAUUGUAGUUGUAUUUUUGCUUUAUUAACGUUAUCAUUUUGAGGGUUUCCACAACUUGUAUUUGGAAUAAAAAAGAGGCUUAUUUUAAGCCUAAAAUAAAAUGCGUAAUUGCUUUUGUUUGAAUAAAAUGUUAGGAAACCGCUUAACUCGUUUGUUUAGAACUGAUGAAAAUAAAUGU
This is a messenger RNA of Mya arenaria, 2369 nucleotides long. RefSeq lists its product as uncharacterized. The transcript has 5 exons. Lineage: Eukaryota; Metazoa; Mollusca; Bivalvia; Myida; Myidae. The coding region runs from base 404 to 1342 and encodes 312 amino acids. The record is from RefSeq and is a predicted model, not a curated record.